Molecule: messenger RNA, 1974 nt
Organism: Desarmillaria tabescens
Lineage: Eukaryota; Fungi; Basidiomycota; Agaricomycetes; Agaricales; Physalacriaceae
Product: aryl-alcohol oxidase
Exons: 11
Coding region: 1-1740 (579 amino acids)
Molecular function (GO): oxidoreductase activity, acting on CH-OH group of donors; flavin adenine dinucleotide binding
Source: RefSeq, a predicted model, not a curated record
AUGUUUUCUCCCCGACUCUUUGGGCUGCUUCUUCCUGCGCUAUGCUCAGCUGCGAUAUAUGAGAGCGUCGCUGAGCUCCCCAAGCUUGACUUUGACUAUAUCAUCGUAGGAGGUGGUACGGCGGGGAACGUUCUCGCGAACCGAUUGACUGAGCAGGAGGACACAUCUGUGCUCGUUCUCGAAGCAGGUCAAUCAACCGCUGACGUCCAAAUUUCACAAAUCCCAUUUUUAUGUCCACAAGCGACGCCCAACACGGUUCUCGACUGGAACUUCACCACGACUCCCCAACCGGGGUUCAAUGGCCGUGCUAUUCCGUACCCUAGGGGCUUUGGAUUGGGGGGGAGCAGUGCCGUCAAUUAUAUGGCCUACACCCGUGGAUCGUCAGAGGACUAUGACCGAUAUGCGCGCGUGACUGGGGAUGAGGGGUGGGGAUGGGAUGAGCUACAGCCCUACAUCCGAAAGAACGAGCGACUCGUCGCCCCUGCAGACCAUCAUAACACAACAGGCGAGUUUGACCCAGCGUCAAUUCUGUCUCGCUCCCUGGAUACCCGCGCGCGAUCGAUGGACGCGUUCAUUCAAGCUACGCAAGAGCUGUCGGGUGAGUUUUCGUUCAAUUUGGAUUACAACUCCGGGUAUCAUUUGGGUAUUGGAUGGGAGCAAACAACUGUAGGGAAUGGGACAAGGAGCAGUUCGGAAACUUCAUACCUUGGUCCUGGAUAUAUCGACAGGGAGAAUUUGCACAUUCUUAUUCACACGUACGUAACGCGGAUUCUUGUCGCGAAUGAAUCGACUCUCAAUGAUGAGCCGCAUUUCAACACUGUGGAGUUCACACAAGAUGCUGGAGCGACUAUCCACACCAUUUCGCCCCUCAAGGAAAUCAUUCUCUCAGCUGGAUCAGUUGGAACACCCCACAUUCUGCUCAACUCUGGUAUUGGAGACGCCGACGAACUCACCGCAGUAGGUGUUACCCCUACCGUGCACCUUCCCGAUGUUGGGAAGAACCUCACUGACCACCCUCGAUGGGGUGUCGCCUGGCUUGUUAAUGAUUCAAACACGAUCGAGAACGUCUAUUGGCGGAACGCUACAUUCCAAGCCGAGGCGCUGGCGGAGUGGCAAGCUAAUCGGACCGGGUUCAUCGCUAGCACAAGCGCUAAUCAUCUAGGAUUCUUCAGAGUGGAAGAGGGUGUGUUGGAGGAGGAGCCUUGUGCAGGGGAAAAUACGGGACAUUAUGAGAUGAUUUUUUCGGGCGGUAUUGGCGCCGGUACCAUUCCACCUACGGGAAGCUACCUUACGAUAGGCGUGAUACUGAUCUGCCCGCUUUCUCGUGGGAAUAUCACUAUCAACGGCACCGACUCCCUUUCUCCACCUCUCAUCAACCCCAACCUUUUAUCACACCCCCAAGACAUAAUCGCCAUGCAGCACGGCGUAGCGGGUGCGCAACGGUUCCUCACUGCUCCCGUGUGGGAUGACUACGUCCUCGGGAUUUCGACAAAUAUUACCGAUCUGGAGGGAAGCAUACGGAAUGGAGCGGGCACGACCUACCAUCCUGUUAGUACGGCGAGUAUGUCUGCACGCGAUGCGGACUGGGGAGUUGUGGACCCUGAUUUAAAGCUCAAGAAGGCGGCAGGAGUGAGAGUUGUUGAUGCGUCUGUUUUGCCGUACAUCCCAGCAGGGCAUACGCAGGCAGCGGUGUACGCCAUUGCAGAGCGGGCAGCGGAUUUAAUUAAAGAGUCGCGUUGAGGGUCCAUAUCGCGUGCUUAUUGCUGUGAUCUCUUGGACUUUAAUAUACACUAAUAUACACCGAGACGGAUCAUACCAUACAGAAAGUCCGCCUGCAACUUAAGAGUGUCCAGGAAAAUACAAGUUGAUGUAAGAGCAAAGGUAAAGAAAUACACGACUGACCAGUGACAAUACAGAAUUUCCGACUCAUCGCAAAUGCAGCGAGGUAACAGCUGACAGGAAGGUCGCAGCAGG